UCCCUCUCAUUUCUUCUCCAACGAGUACACCAAAACUCACAACGCCAAGUUAUGCAAUCCCUGCAGGGCACCCAGCGCGACAUGCGCGGGCUAACCGACCGCAUUAAGCUGACCCUUAAGGUCUCUCCCAGUACUGCCACAGGAGACGAAAAGGAAUGGCAAGUUGAUCAAAAUAUCACGGUUUCAGAAGAACUUGAAUUUCUCCUUAAUGAUUAUUCCUUGGUCGCCAAUCCGCGAGACAACGACAGAGGUAUGAUACGGCCGAGAAUGGAUGCUAUUCUAUUCGGGCAACUUGGCAAGGUGAAGAAGGCACACCAGAGUGAUGGGGGCUAUGAACCUCUUUGUGCUCCUUCAAAUCCUCUGUGGAUCUGCCAGCAGAAUUUCACCCUUGAUGUCGUCUCUGAUGACAUAGCUGGUAUGCAAGAUAUGGAGGGUCCCAUUGAAGCCGCCGUAACCUACGCUCUAAAGCAUGGCGAACGCGCAGGGAUAGACCUAAACCUAGUGGUUCUCAGAAAAGAUACGCCUGGCCUGGAAGGUGAGAGUGAGGAAGUCCUCGCAGCCAUGACGGCUAUCCAUCGCGCUAGGAAAGCCGCAUGGGCCGUUACGGAGCUCUAUGGCCUUCAUACAGACAGCUAUGAUUGGAGAUUUUUCCAUGUUAAUGACUGUGGUCAGUACUCCAGGUUGUCAUUGUCCUGGAGCACAGAUCGACAGAAGAUAAUAGGUCUACUCUGGAAGAUCAUGGACCAGGCGGUGAUAUUAGCAGGAAGCUCGGGCCGUUGAUGAUACUAUGCGAGAUCUCGACAGCCCAGGAGGAAUCUGCAUCUGAUAGCAAAGCCUAGUCUUUAGAGAUAUCCAUGGACUUGCAAGUACAACCACUGGAAAGAAUGAGAAGGGAAUUCGGCGUUUGUACGUUGGACUAUUUGCCCAGCUCCAGUUUAUUUUCAAGAGGAUGAUUUCAACUCCGGUUUAACUUAAAUAAACUAGGACGCAGAGAAUGAGACUUCGCGUGUUUAGUUCCGAUAUGCAAUGUUAAACCGACA
Messenger RNA from Aspergillus versicolor CBS 583.65, 1040 nucleotides. RefSeq lists its product as uncharacterized. The record is from RefSeq and is a predicted model, not a curated record. The transcript has 4 exons. Bases 52 to 780 code for a protein of 242 amino acids. Lineage: Eukaryota; Fungi; Ascomycota; Eurotiomycetes; Eurotiales; Aspergillaceae.